This is a messenger RNA of Geodia barretti, 1098 nucleotides long. Lineage: Eukaryota; Metazoa; Porifera; Demospongiae; Tetractinellida; Geodiidae. The record is from the annotation of a GenBank genome assembly.
AUGGCGCAGACUCUUGUAAUCGACGGCCUCAAAGAUCGAAUCCUGCCGAUCAAUCUGCGGCAGAGCGGAAACAGCGAUGCCCAGAUGCUGAUCUCCACCAGGGUAAGAAAGUCUCCCUGGUGGCACAUGUCAAAGGCUGCUGGCUGCUGGGCGUAUACGACCUACAACCACCUGUAUCAUCCGAGAGCCUACAUCAAACCAGAAGAUGGCGGGCUGAUGGCGGAGUACGAGAUUUUGACCGAGCACGUCAGCAUAUGGGACGUGGCGGUCGAGCGCCAAAUCCAGGUUAAGGGCCCGGACGCAGCCGACUUCGUGGACUACGUGAUCACGCGCGAUGUUCAUCAGCACGUGCCUACGAUGCAGGCUCGCUACGUUAUUCUGUGCAACCAGUACGGCGGCAUAAUCAACGACCCGGUGCUCCUGCGCGUAGCUGACGAUGAGUUCUGGUUCAGCAUCUCCGACUCAGAUGUCUUGCUAUGGGCCCAGGGAGUUAAUUCCUCCGGUAGGUUCAAUGUGGACAUUCACGAGAUUGAUGUGUCUCCCGUCCAAAUCCAGGGCCCCAAGUCGGUGGAUCUGCUAGAAAAGAUGGUUGGACCCCACGUGAGGGACAUCCCCUACUACGGACUCAUCCACGACACGGUGAACGGACACCCUGUAACUAUCUCACGCACGGGCUUCUCCGCGGAGGUCGGAUUCGAGAUCUACCUGCACGACGCUAUGCUCUACUCUGAUGAAGUCUGGCCCUACAUCUUGGAACAGGGAGAAGAAUUUAACCUGGGCGUGAUCGCCGCCAGUCACAUCCGACGACUGGAGGCUGGCAUUCUGUCCUACGGGCAGGACAUGGACAUUGAGGACAACCCUUUCGAGGUCCGGCUUGGCUGGCAGGUGGAUCUGGACAAGGGCGACUACAUUGGCAAGAAAGCCCUAGCCGGGAUCAAGGAAGAAGGGGUUCAGCAGCGGCUGGUCGGACUCAGAAUGGGUGGGAGAACCCAUUACCUGGUCAAGGUCCAGCUUCCGAAGGACGGCAUAGUGGACGCCGAAGUAGUGCGCGUACCAUUCGUAGAUCCAAGUAAAGACAUCCCCAAGACCGACCUCUAA